Molecule: messenger RNA, 912 nt
Organism: Lachancea dasiensis
Lineage: Eukaryota; Fungi; Ascomycota; Saccharomycetes; Saccharomycetales; Saccharomycetaceae
Source: the annotation of a GenBank genome assembly
AUGGCGCAGAAGAAGGAAGUAAAAAGGGCUACUAAGCAGAUUGAUGCUUCUCUAAAUGAACCAAUUAACAAAGAUGCUCCACCCACGAUUUACGGAACCAACGUCAAGCCAGAGUUAGCUAACGCUGUCUUGAAUCUGUCAGUGGACUUCUUGAAACAACAGCAGGCACUAGCAAAUGGUUUUGUCAUGUGGCACCCAAAGACAUGGAUAAGUGUGUUGUUGGCCGCUACUCUGUACCUCGUUUCUCAUGCAACAUGGCCCAGGAACACCAGAACCGUCUCAGGCUUUGUCAUGCAGUUUGUUUUGAUGAAUCAAACGGUUUUGUUGACUUUUUUAAUUGUCGUUGUGCUAUCCACGUCCAUGAUUUUUACGCUGCUAUCGAAAUUCACCGAAAAGAUGUUUCAGGAAAAGAUUGACCGCGUUGUGCAAUCAGACGGAGACGUUGUCUUUGACUUUGGGCUCACUAAGCUUGCAAAUGGUACUCUUAAGGACAAGAGCAAGCUUCAAAACUCCCAGGUUAUUGUCUACAGAGAAACGCCUAUAGCAUUGGUGAACAUCAUGGAGAACAAGGCGAUGUCCACCAAGUACUCGUUGGUUAUGGGCAUCUCCACAAUCGGUUGUCGUAGGGUCUACAUCAAAAGCGGCAUUAUCGAAGAUCUGUUGGACUGGGCUUUAAUCCGCACCAAAAACAUUCAAAAUGACAGUCGCCAAUAUCAGUCCGAUAAGCCCAUGAAGCUAUUAGUUGACGUGUAUUCCUUUGACAAAAAUUUAAGAGAGACGUUGGCGAAGAAGGGAUUUUCGUUGGUGAAGUCUUACAAGCUUCCGGAGUCUAGGCUGCUGGGUCAAAUCUUUGGGGUCAGAAAAGAACUUUGGGGUGUUCAGUUUCACUACGACGCUAAGAAGCAAAAAUAA